AUGGAUGAUUACUUGAGAAGAGUUAUGGAUAUCGUUGAUGAAUUCCGCAUUUCGGGAAAUCGAAAACCGGAUCAUGAGGUAUUCAUGGAACUUCCUGAUAUGACUCUUGUGAAUCUUCUAGAUGUUCUUGAUCUUAUUGGUUCACGAACAAGGGAUGCUAUGCUUUACAUGAUGCAGGAUCUUUAUCUUAGUCUUAAAAUAGCCAAAUCUCAGCAGAAAUGGUGUGGUGUAUGCAAGGAUUACAAUCACAACCAAGUAGACUGUUACUAG
Messenger RNA from Arabis nemorensis, 270 nucleotides. The record is from the annotation of a GenBank genome assembly. NCBI's taxonomy places the organism in Eukaryota, Viridiplantae, Streptophyta, Magnoliopsida, Brassicales, Brassicaceae.